Molecule: messenger RNA, 1719 nt
Organism: Aspergillus ibericus CBS 121593
Lineage: Eukaryota; Fungi; Ascomycota; Eurotiomycetes; Eurotiales; Aspergillaceae
Product: Zn(II)2Cys6 transcription factor domain-containing protein
Exons: 2
Coding region: 1-1719 (572 amino acids)
Biological process (GO): positive regulation of transcription by RNA polymerase II
Cellular component (GO): nucleus
Molecular function (GO): transcription cis-regulatory region binding; zinc ion binding; DNA-binding transcription factor activity, RNA polymerase II-specific
Source: RefSeq, a predicted model, not a curated record
AUGCCGAUGCAGGCUUCAAAGAAAAGUGUGAACCCGCCCAAAAUCCGCCGUAGCCAUUCAGGAUGCAGGCCAUGCCGUAGAAGAGGCAAGCGAUGCGAUGAGGCAAAACCCGGCUGCCGAGCCUGCGCCAGAUUGUCCCUGGAAUGCAGCUAUGGGGUCAACUUUAGCUUCCGCAACUACAGUGCACAUGCUGCAUCCCGAUCAGAUCCAUCUACCGACAGGCUAUGCAUAAGUAACCACUUCGGCGAUAUUUCAAAUGCAACGAUACCAGCCACGCUUAGUUCUGGGGACACUCUUGAGUUCAGCUACCUCAAUCAUUUCCGUGAGCAUGUGUGUCAUCUGCUGCCUGCAGUGUCUCCUCAAGUCGCAGACAGAUUCCUCCAAUCUCCUUGUCUACGGUUCGCGGCUCUCUGCAUUUCAGCAUCUAAUCUUUCAAUGCUAAAUGCCCGAGUCCAGAACCGCACUCUGGUCGGUGAUAGUCGACGAUCUGUCUUCAGCCCGUUCGUGAAUAUGGUACACCACAAUUAUGCCCGAAAGUAUCACAACCUGGCGCUCGAAUAUCUUCACAAUGCCAAACCAGACGAGGUCCAACGUCAAGCACCUGCAUUCCUUGCUGCGCAUGUUCUCCUCGCCUAUUACCACCAUGCAUCGACAGAUCAUCUGAGCUUUCGACUGGCGGUCGAGGAGUCCGUGCGCUUCGUUUUGCACAAUCGAGAAAGCUUAACAAACUCGGCAGACGGAGCUGGAUCAUUGCAAAUGUGGUACCGUCUAUGCACUUCUCACCGACCGGCAAAGCCACCUGCGCUGCUUCUUGAAGGAGCUGGGGCUAGUACCAUUGGACCGAGUCCCCUUCCAGAUGUCUCUGAGCAUUUAUAUCUUCGCUGUGUUCUGGGAAUGAAUUCGGAUGACCUUAUCUACGAUAUCCUCAUCAAGACGCUGGAGAUUAGGACAAAACUGGUGGUUUUUCGCUGUGUAGCAGGUAGCUGCCAGAUGUCUGAGCUGUCGAGUGAGGUUGGCAGUCUCACCUAUGAGAUUAUGAACAAGAUGCUCGGAAGACAAUGUGUACCGAAUGAGUAUGCAGAGGCCCGGGAAGGCUGUGUGCGAGGCUCACACUUACUGGGCUUGUUGGAUGUUCAAAAAGAGCGACUGAAGGUGUGGCGGUCCAGAGUCAACAAGGAUCAACUGUCAAUCGACCCUCCAUCGUGGUGUCAAAGGUUUCCAACCCAUCGAGACGCCAUGAACGGCUUGUAUUACAUGCUUUGUGAAAUGACAUUCGAGGAAGCCAAUGCAGCUUCUACAUCGCACAGUGCUAUUGCCAACAUGGCGCAUAACAUAUGUCAGAUUGCCGGUCAAUUGAGUUUCAGUAUGUCAAAGACAUCGGAUGUAUACACGUUCAGUCUGGCAGAGGUCCUGCUCCAACUUGUGCUUGCCUGGCGAUCAGACGAGCUCUUUCACUACAUCUUGGAUGUCCUGUGGCCGCAACUUGAACAGGAUGGGAAAGGUUACGAGCACUCCCACUACCCGACGCAUCUCGUCAAGCGUAUCAUAGCCCAUAUUGCAGCCUACUGGGGAGAAGGCCGGGCAGUAACCUUUGCUUUACCGGCAGUUGCGGAAAACAUAUCGAAACUGAGGCUGUUGGAUAUCGAUCAUCCAGUCAACCUGGUGGUAUGUGGAUACAAGGGUAGCCAGUAUUUUAUUGAGAAGGUUCUACUUCCGUAA